Molecule: messenger RNA, 1983 nt
Organism: Venustampulla echinocandica
Lineage: Eukaryota; Fungi; Ascomycota; Leotiomycetes; Helotiales; Pleuroascaceae
Product: ARM repeat-containing protein
Exons: 2
Coding region: 1-1983 (660 amino acids)
Biological process (GO): protein import into nucleus; ribosomal large subunit biogenesis
Source: RefSeq, a predicted model, not a curated record
AUGGGCAAAUCCAAGCCCAGAGAUCGCCGGAGGAACAGACCUGAUCCUACCGCACGGCCUGUCAAGCCGCCCGCGGACCCAGAGCUUGCUGCGAUCCGCGAGCAGCGCAUUCUACCCGUGUUGAAGGACUUGACCAGCGCGGACUUGAAGACCAGGUCUGCCGCGGCGACUGCAAUCUCUAAUAUAAUCGAGGAUACGAAAUGCCGAAAACUUCUACUACGAGAGCAGAUUGUCCAAAUACUUUUGGAGCAGACCCUUACGGAUUCCAGUUUUGAAACAAGAACUGCGGGGUGGGGGAUUCUGAGGAACUUGGCUUUGGAAGAGGAGGCGGAUUUCUGCAUACAUUUGUACCGGCAGGAUGUGUUGACGGCGAUUGAUGGCAGCGUGAAGACCAUUAUCCAAACAAUUGAAUCGCAAGAGACACCCUUCGCCCAGCUCCCCAAGCCACAGCAGAGUUUGGUAUGGAGUCUUACAAGUUCCCUAAUAAGCCUGCUUGCUUCGCUCGCCGAGGCGCAAGACCAAAUCCUCGAAACCAUAUCCAAAAUACCUACCAUUCCCAACUUCCUUUUCGGCCUCCUGUCAUUCGGCCUAACACCCAGCGAAGUCCAAAAUGAGGUCCUUUCGUGUCUAAUGGCUUUGACAGAAGAUAACAAGUCGCUGGUGCAGCAAAUUGUGGACAAUGGGGAUAGGUUGAAGGGCCUGAUGCAGAUCAAAGACUCUGGGAGUGUCCUCGCUAUCGCGGCAUGUGGUGUGCUGCACAAUAUAUUUUCGGAAAUGCAGUGGUCGGAUCAUAAAGCUCCAAAGGAGGGUGCAUCAGAUGCCGUCUUGAUUCCUUCCUUGAUGCAGUUUAUGGAUAUACAGUCAUUUGAGUCUAAUGGCGCUGGCCCCGACCAGGUUCUCCAAUUGGCUCUAGAAAUUACAGCAUCAAUUGCAACAAGCCUCCAAGAGGCGCUGGAGCAAGGGCAUGAGAAGGAGUUCGAGGGCUUUGGGGAUGAUACGGUGGAUAUUGAUGAUAUUGAUGAUAUGGACGCCGAUGAAGGAAAUGACAAUGAAGAAGAGGGCGAAGCAAACCACGAGAUGGACGAAGAUGAGAUUGAUGCAGAUAUGGACUUAGUAACAGGCGAUGACCCGGAGGAUGAUGAUGCUUCAAGUGACGAGCCAACUCUUGAUCUUCUUGUGCGAAAUGCGGCACCCAAGAUACUUUUGGUCGCUCGGCCGUCUGACAAUGGGGCGUCAGAGGCAGUACGAGAUUCAGCCUUAUCAGCUUUGAACAACAUCGCCUGGACGGUGUCUAGUAUAGACUUUGCUACCGGGCAUCUUGACAGCCUCCGAAAAUUUUGGUCGACAUUGGCCCAGAGAAUAUGGGAUGAGAUUAUCAGCCCGGUAUUGGGCUCAAACACUGCCGAUAUCGAACUUGCCUCCAGCAUCACAAGUCUUGCGUGGGCCGUGUCUCGAAGUGUCCAAGGAUCCAUCAGAUUAAACCCAGAGGAAGCACGGAAAUUCAUGGCAUUAUAUCAAGCAUCUAAGGACUUGGAUAAUGCAGAAAGCCAGGCAAACGAUUCCAAAAAGCCUUCUGGGGGAGAAGCUGAUGACUUCCAAAGCUUGGGUGUCAAAUGUAUCGGUGUCCUAGGCAGUCUCGCACUCAACCCUGCUCCUGUAGAGCUAAAUCGUGAGGUUGGAGUAUUCCUCCUUACUGUCCUUUCCGGGCUUCCAAACACACCAGCCGCCGAUACAGUCGAAGCGCUGAAUCAAAUCUUCGACAUUUAUGCGGACAAAAGCUUCGCGUUUGACGAGCCUGUAUUCUGGGGAGAUGGGUUUUACAAACAUCUCGAGGAGAUCUUGCCAAAGGCGAGGAAGCUGGCGAAGACGGUUGAUAAACGGAGGUUUGAGGAGCUCAGAGCGAGGAUUGAUGAGGCGGUUAUUAACCUUGACCGGUUUUUGAGAUAUAAAAAGGCCGAGAAGGAAAAGUCGGCUGAUGCAUAA